Messenger RNA from Quercus lobata, 890 nucleotides. RefSeq lists its product as uncharacterized. Bases 210 to 683 code for a protein of 157 amino acids. Lineage: Eukaryota; Viridiplantae; Streptophyta; Magnoliopsida; Fagales; Fagaceae. The record is from RefSeq and is a predicted model, not a curated record. The transcript has a single exon.
UUGUCCCCCUCACCACUUAUAGACCAUCAUAUUUAAUAAAUUACAUCCAAAUACCUUCACACUUCACAGAUCAUAUCCUCCAAUUAACUACCUAAAUUCCCAUACCAAACUUUUUUUUUCCAAUAUAUCUUCUAGUCGUUCUCUUCUCUUGUUCAUAUCACACACACAUCUAUACCAAAGAAAAUAGUACUUGGUGUUUUUGAACCGACAUGGUUAACAAGGAAGGUACCAAAAAAAGAAAACUCAGCUGGUACAAGGCACCAAUUAGACUCCUGAUCAAGAUCAGGGACUUCUAUGUCCAUAGCAUCACUGAAUGCUCUGGCCACUUUGAAUAUGGCAUUGGCGCAGCCAUAGCUUGCCCCACGUCUCAAAUCACCACUCUGCCUAAGAGCUUUAGCAUCAACUCCACCAAAUCCAGUAGCAAAGAAGAUUACAGUGAGCUCAUAAGGGUUGCUUCGACAAGGAGUGUAGGCAAUAGAACUCAGUUGGAUUCUCUUCAAAAACAGCAGGUUACCAAGUCUCCAAUGGCAGGGCCUGAUGAUAUUCCUCGAAGCCGCAGUGUUGGUAUUGGAAGGAUCGACGAAGACAAGCCGUGUGAAUUCGAAGAAGAUAUCAAGGUCAACACAGAUGUAUAUCCAAGAAGCAGAAGCUAUGCUGUCACUAGAAGAAGUAGGGCGUUUUAGAAAAGGGGAGCUUUCUUGUCUUCUUUCAUCAUAGUUGAUUGUUUCUUUGUUUAAGUUAUUACAACUGAAAGUAUUUACAGUGGCUGGUGUUCGAGGCUUUGAGAUUUACUGUUGUUGUUGUUGUUUGAUGUUGUCAAUAUUGUAGUUUCAAAUACUUUUCUUAUGAAAUUCUGAGGAAUAGAAUCCACAAGUUUGAUAUUUGCACUA